AUGAUUUCAAAUACAUUAAAUCAAUUGCUGUUUUUAUUACCAUCUGCUAUUCAUGAUAAAACAAUAGAAAUUUAUAACCGUAUUCCUGGUACAUUAAUGAGAUUUUUGGGUACGAAUACAGUAACAAAAGAAGUCGAAUGCAAAAAUGGAUCUUUGAUUACUGGAAAAUUAACAGUAACUGAUGACAAUGAAUAUCCAACUAACUUACCUGGAAAUUUCGAUGAUUUUUCAAAUGAAACUCGCUACAAUAAUUACGAGAAAAAAUCAUCACGAAAAAAUGCUUCCGACACUGCAUCUAACAAAUAUAUGGAUAAGAGCCCCGAUAUGUGCGUUAGCUAUACUUCAUCUAAUGCACGUACGAUACCAAUUGAAUAUAAUAAAGAUUGGGAUAUUGUUCGUCAACAUUUAAAAGAUUCGAUACAACGAAAGUUUUAUGAAAAACAAAUAAUAGAAAUAAAUCCUGAUCAUGUUGCUGAUGAAAUACUAAAAAGAUAUCUUCAAGAAUCUUCAAAUUCGAACAAACAACGUAAAAAUUCUUCAUCAAUAAUUAAAUUUAAUGAAACAUAUUGUAUAAAUAGUGAACAAAAAAAGAUCAAUAUCGGUGAAUAUAAUGUCACUGCUUACAUAAUUCUUGAAAAUGAAACAUCAUGGAACAUGAAACAUCGAACAUACGUUAGUUAUGAUUACAAGCUUGAAUUGAAUGGAAUAUCACAAGAUUCAGAUAAACUAAAUCAAUUCAAUCAAUUGGUUGCUACAAAUGAUGUUUCAACUGCAAUCCAACAAAUUCAAGGGCAAACUCAAUUAACAUGGCAAAGCUUUUUCAAACCGCCUCAAUUGUAG
Molecule: messenger RNA, 840 nt
Organism: Rotaria sp. Silwood1
Lineage: Eukaryota; Metazoa; Rotifera; Eurotatoria; Philodinida; Philodinidae
Source: the annotation of a GenBank genome assembly